Hibiscus syriacus is the source of this 1274-nucleotide messenger RNA. RefSeq names its product GDSL esterase/lipase At3g27950-like. Gene Ontology annotation, molecular function: hydrolase activity, acting on ester bonds. Lineage: Eukaryota; Viridiplantae; Streptophyta; Magnoliopsida; Malvales; Malvaceae. Bases 58 to 1215 code for a protein of 385 amino acids. The transcript has 5 exons. The record is from RefSeq and is a predicted model, not a curated record.
CCCAAAACUAAAACUUCUCAAAGAUCUCACUUUUGCACAGCUCCAGUGUUGAAGAAGAUGAUAAUGGAGGAGCAGUGGAAAGUGGUUCAUUUACUUGGGAUGUUGGUUUUGGUAUUUGCACAACAAUGGAAACUAGUGGAAAGCAAUGCCCAAGGUUCAGUUUCAUGUGGGUUUCUAGCAAUGUAUAACUUUGGGGACUCAAAUUCCGACACUGGUGGGAUCUCUGCUACUUUAAAUGAAAUCCUUCCGCCCAACGGUGAAACCUUCUUUGGACAUCCCGCCGGCAGGGCCUCCGAUGGUCGACUCAUCGUGGAUUUCAUAGCUGAGAGUCUGAAGUUACCAUACCUUAGUGCAUAUCUGGACUCAAUUGGGACAAAUUUCAGGCAUGGUGCCAAUUUUACGACGGGUGGCUCAUCUGUUAGACCACCUGGGUUUAGUCCAUUCAAUCUCGGGAUUCAGAUUUCACAGUUCAUUCAAUUCAAAUCUCGCACCACCGGUCUCUAUAAUCAACUUAGCCUUAAUAGAAGAAUCCCUUUAUCCAUUAGCAAUAUUCCAAGGCCAGCCGAAUUCUCACAAGCUUUAUACACAUUUGAUAUUGGCCAAAAUGAUCUGGGUCAUGGUUUCGAAACCAUGUCAGAGAAACAAGUGCUGGAUUCAAUUCCCCAUAUUAUAAGCGAGUUAGCCAAAGCUAUUCAUCAACUGUACAAGGAAGGUGCAAGGUUCUUUUGGAUACAUAAUACGGGUCCCCUCGGCUGCUUGCCGUACAAUGUUAUAUAUGGCAAAAAGGCAGGAAAUCUCGAUAAUAAUGGAUGCGUUAAGUCCCAAAAUGAGGCAGCCAUGGAGUUCAAUAGGCAGCUUAAAGACAAGAUCUCCUGGUUAAGAACUCAACUUCCUUUUGCCAAAUUAACUUAUGUUGACGUUUACUCGGCCAAAUAUGCUCUCAUCAGCAACGCCAAGAACCUAGGUUUUGUCGAUCCGUUUAUUUUUUGUUGUGGAAGCUUUUAUGGAUACCACAUAAAUUGUGGGAAAAAGGCGAUAGUGAAUGGCACAGUUUAUGGAAACCCCUGCGAGAACCCAUCAAAGCACGUUAGUUGGGAUGGCAUACAUUACUCUCAGGCAGCCAAUAUGUGGGUUUCCGAUCGGAUUCUCAAUGGCUCCUUCUCCGAUCCACCUGUUUCGAUUCAAGAUGCUUGUCAUCAUCAGAUAAGUACGUGAUAUCAACAAUCACGGUGAGUUAUUGGGUUUUAAGAAUGGUUACGUGAAGUAGUUUGAUU